Molecule: messenger RNA, 7066 nt
Organism: Porites lobata
Lineage: Eukaryota; Metazoa; Cnidaria; Anthozoa; Scleractinia; Poritidae
Source: the annotation of a GenBank genome assembly
GACAAAGACAAAAUGUGUUGAUAUGCAGCUCUGUUAAUUUCCGGGCUUUUUCUUUUGGAAAAACAUUCUCUUCUUUAUUUUUAGAAAUUCCAGAACGCUUUUAAGCUCCAGCAAUAGUAUUAAGAAGUAUCAGCAGAGAUCUAGAGUUCACCCAGAAGGUCAGUCAUAAAAUAGCUCAUACCCCACUUGCACAUUUCCCAUAAUGUGCCUUAUUUGCCCCCCCACCCUUCAAAUUUUGCACAAGCAUUGUUUUCAAUUUCUCUUGGGGUGGCUGUAAUACCCAGGAGAAGUGAAAAGCAAAGGUUAUGCAAAAUUUUGGGGGGCAAAUAAAGUGCCUUAUGGAUGAUGUGUAAGUGGCAUAUUUUAUAGAUACAAGUGAUUGUCGGUCAAUGUGGCCAUGCAUAAUCAGCCCCUAUAAUAUACCUGCUAACUCUCACACAUAAUUUAUGCAUGAGUCUCAUGCCUAUGGACUAAAGACAUAGAUCUUACACAUCAAGGACAAUUUCUCAUGCUUGACUCAGAAAUUGUUCUUUAAGACAUGAUAAAUAAUGAAAAUUCAAUCAAAAAAGGCGUUAAAGGAUGCAUGACUUUGUGUCCCAUUUUGUGUUUUAAGGAAAUCAAAGCACGCUAAAAAUGUCGUCUUUUAAGUGCUCAAAGGGCUUUGGAAAAUCUGCAGACAUUUUAGGCAAUGUUUGGAAGGCCUUGGAAAUCUUCAAAAGUCGCCGGGACAUUUCCGGAAAUCCCAGUCAUGGCAAGGUGAAAAUGUCAUGCAUUUGAUGCAGAAAAAGUUUGCAAGUAUGCUAUAACCCAUCAGUUGACAGUCAGUCAUUACUUUGCCAAUUGCUCACUGACAUAUCACCAACAUGCAGUCAACACCAGCCCCUGUCCACCAUCAGUUCAGAGGCUAAAAGUUUCAGCAUAACAAUUAUUAGUUUUGUUGGGCAUAAAAGAGAAAUUUUCUCACUGAAAACUAUGGCAUUCUGUUGCAGACAAAACAUGUUCUAGAAAAAAAAUGUUGUGGACGAGUUGAGCAAGACCAGAAAGCCUGGGCCUGAAAGGUGGAUAGUCGCCUUUGUCUUUCCCACUUUGGACAGUAAUUAUUUUUUUUUGGACUCAGAUACAAGGUACAAGAUAAAAGGUUUGUCUCUUCACUCAAUACACCACUGAUAAGUUACCGAUACUUGACCGAUGGUUCACCGAUGCAUUGCUGACACACUAUCGAUACUAUCACGACCGACUGUUGACCAACGGUUGACCAAUGAUCUGUCGAUAUGUCUGUAAAUAUUCGACCAAUACAAGACCAACACUCGACCGAUACGCGACGUAUCCUCAACAAGACUCAAUAGACAUAUUGAUCAAUAUGUCAUCCAAAACUCAACCGAUAUGUUGACGGAUACAUUGGUCAACACCGGCUAUAAGACACAAGACCCAUAUUAAGGUGGCUGAACACAGUUUUGGCAGUUUUUGAUUAUAUGUCAUUUGCCAAAUCAUGGCAAGAGAAAGGUUGCUGCUCACAAGCUGAAACUUGGCAAGUGAAAAAUAUACUGAUUAAAGAUUUUGAUUGACAGGUAAAAAUUGACGUUUUUGUAGUUUCCAUGGCAACAUGAAGGAUUGAAUACAACCUUAAAUUUUCACUUUUUCUCAGUUUACAUAAAACUUGCUCAUUAGAUUUUCCUAUUAACUUGCACACAGCUUACUAUAAUUAAUCAUCACCAUUCGAAACUUAUUUGACCAAAUUUUAACAGACGGGUUUUUAGAUAAUCAAUAAUUUAAUUGUACUGUAAUUAUUAAAUGUGUCAAAAAAUUGGUCUGUUCAACUUCCAUUUUAAAGUUCUCAUUACUUAAAAUAUAAUGAAAGGAAAGAUUCUGCCAAAUAUCACAAAAUUCUAAUAAGUAGAUUUUGAGAAAUCGUCUUCUGUGUACCAUUGCUUUUUCGCCGCCAUGUUUGUUUGUCUAAUUUAAAACACGCGCCGUCACGCAAGUUACCGCUGACCAUCCGCAAAACUGUGUUCAGCCACCUUAAGUGUAAGACCUAGUAUUAAGUUAUCUUAUGUUGACACUAAUAAUUCUUUGUUAUAGCCAUGGCAUCAAAUGCUGUUAAUGGGUGUCCAUCCAUCAGAGUAAUUAUACAGCAGUGUCUGUCAGCUAAAUUACAAGUCCAGCCACCAACAGAAGACAGUGAUGCUCAGUGGGUUGAGGUGCGAAAUGAAAUAAACAGUGGGGGCCCAAUCAUCCAGACCCUAAGAGAAGAGGGGGGCUUGUCCUAAGCCCCAUGGGCUCAGUUGGGCCUAAAAAUAGGGUGGGAUCCCCAUGCUCCCCAACAGCCCCCCCCCCCCUUUCAGUAGAUGUGCCACAGACAAAGAGAAACCUGUCCAUGGGAUUUAUGCUGCUCAACCCCUUGCCUACCAAGGAUGAAAAUAUACGGUACCUCCUGUGUGAGGUCACUCAGUGACCCAGAUCAUAUAUAUAAGUCCUCAGACAAAUGAAAUCGCCAAAAGUGAGGUCGUUCGAGUUGCCUUGAAUAAACGAACACCAGUCGUUGAGAAAGGUCACCGGUUGCUAGGUGUAUUUGGCUCUGGUAGGCAAGGGGUUAAGCAGGCUGCAAACCCUGACCAGCAUUUCCUGACAAAUUCUACACUUUUCCCUCCAUGUCAUAUUAAUUUACUGAAUAAUUGGAGGAAAACACAAUACUUUUAAGGAGACCCUGUUAGAGUAAAAUUCUCACAAGGAACAUGGCCUUGAAACAGCAAAGAUGAGUUGAAACUGUGACGGGGACAAAGAAAAGCACAAAUACUAUAGUAAAAUACUGACUGCGACUUGGCUUCCUCCUCAAUACACAAAACAGCAGGUUUUGAAAUUAAGGGCCUCUUUAAGCAAUGAUCUGUGAUCAUGAACAGGUGGAAGGUACAACCAGAAACUCUUCAUAAGGGCUUUGUUUCAGAAUGCUUUUGUGUGUGUUUACAAAUAUGUAUUUUUCCUUUGCAGUCCAAUGUAGAUGAAUCCUAGAUGUUAAUACAUGGCAGGCAUGCCCUGUAGGCUAAUAACACCCUCCAGUUAGCAAAUGACCUUCCAGAUUUUUGCAUACCAUACAUGUACAUUAUCAGCAUACUGAAUACUGGUAAAUUAUAUCACUUAUAGUGAACUUGCUUUCAGAUUAGUAGAGGCAUCAUUGUCUACCUUUGUUUCCUCAAAGGCUCAAAUCUGGACUUUAUACCAAAAGUUGGUGAGUUGUAAUGGCUUGUCCAGCUCUCCUGUGCAUAAAGUCUAUUUUUUGCAGGCUGUCAGCAUGGCAUUAUUGGUAUUGACAUAAAGAAUGGCUAUAUCUUCUUGCCAUGCAUUGAAAAUUGUUCUUUCAGCUACCAUAAAUAAUAAGCAUUUUAAAAAAUACUGUAUGCUACCAAAGCUCUAAUAAGAGACACUAUCAUAAGUAGACAGCUCUACUACAUUAUACUAUUAAUAGCUACCUUACGUGUAAGUUGACAGAGCCUUGUUUGAACUCUCUACUUAAAAAAAAAAAAACUAUUCUGGUAAGCAGCCAUCUCCAGUUGCCAACAGUUUUCCUUUUUCACAAAGGUAUCAGCUUAAGAACGCUUUGACUGUAUUUCUAACCGAUUUUUUUUUUAUCAAGCUAGUUUCAUUUAUCAUUGUCUUAUACAGAAGCAAUAACAAUGCACAUUUCAGAAUGUUUCUUUUGGCAUGGUAUAUUUAUGUAUAAUGUGGACAUGUACUUUUUUAAACAUAUUGACUCGUUAUUUUAUUUAAUUGAGUUGAUUUAUUAAUGUAUUAAAAAGGAUUAUUUUGUAUUUCCUUUUUUCAGUAAAAUCUAUUUUAAAUGUAAAAUUAAGUGAGCCCACAGGCAAACCAUCCAAUGUGUCAGUUUUAGAUCUUCCUGGGGAUGUUCUUAUAGUUCCACAGGUAAACAAUAUUGUAUCUACAUAAAAGCAUUUCAUUCCUGUUAAAUCACUUUCCAUUCAAACGUCUGUCAUGCAAACUAUAUAGAUAUCUUCACCGUGGCAGUAUUAGCUCAGUCGCUAGAGCACCUGACUGCAGAGCUGGAAGCCUGCAUAGCAUGACGGUUUUGGUUGGGCGCGCUAAGUAAUAAAGGUGGGCGAGUGCAGAGAAGCCGCUCGUUCUCUCACGCUUUACGCGCGAAUUUCGCGGCCCGCGGCUUCGCCGCUCGUGCGCUCGGCUCGACAAAACCGCCAUGCUACGCAGGCUACAGAGCUGGAGGUCGCGGGUUAGAUUCGCCGGGCCGGACCAAUACUUAACUUAAAAAUAGCGGAGAAAUGCGGGUACUGCCUUUGCCCUGCAAGCGGCUAGACCUUUUUGCGGCUCGGAUGACCAUGUAAAAUGGCGGUCCAGUCUCCAGAAGGAGACGGAUAUAAAAUAGCGUCCUCGAUUAGAACGUUCAUGUUAAAAAGAGUGGGAAAAUUUCAUCACCCUAAAUAGCAGUCCAUGAUUUUCUGAAGCUUCUGGGAAUGUCACGAACCAUUAAAUUUUCUCAGUAACCAAAGUUUCUUGUUUUUCCAUGUAAAUGGAAUAAGUUUAAGUACCCCAGGCUUUCAGUCCUCUUGUUUAACCUGAUAGGUCUCCCAAGAAUUAACGUGCGGCAUUUUUACUGAAACUUGAAUUUUUUUCUUUAUUGCUUUUACAGGCCACACUGGGUGGAAAGAUGAAAGGAAAAAGUAUUCAGUAUCAUUCAAAUAUUUCAAAAGAAGAAGGAAGGCUAUUUUAUGAAAAGUUCGUUUUUCUUUGCGAGGUAUAACUAUUAGAUGGAUGAGCCAUAUCACAUCAAGUAAUUUUUAUAACUUCGUCUGUUUUUGGACCAUAAAUAUAAAUGCUACCAGAAACUCAUAAGGGGAUGAAUCAACCCCUUAUGAGUUUCUGAUGCUACUCAAUUCAUUAACUAAUAUCUUCGAGUCGUCUACUCAGUGUCUGGAAGCAUAUUUUCGGGAUCCGAUAUUUAACAAUUGAAAACAGUGCGGGAUUCGGGAAAACACAAAAAUUCCUGACGGAUACGGGAUUUGAUCGCUACUUGGGAAGAAUGGCCGAAAUCUUGGCACGGGGUGUGGUAUUAGGAAAGAAAACGGUCUUCAGGUUAGAGAUUACAGAGUCAUUACAGAAAUUUAGGAUGCGGUUUUGUCGUGAAAAAGGAGCAAGAAUGCGUGUUCAAGAACCCCCCUUCCAGGCCCUGUCUACUCCCUCAGAGACGACGUCUCUGAGGGAGUAAGCGACUUGGAGAUAUGUCUGAAAUUCAGGCUAAUAUUUGACCAAUUAGCCAUUGAGGGAUCUUGUUUAAGAGAUUUAUAACUUACAGAACUUGGUAAGAUCUAAAGAUCCAACACUUCAACAUCCGGUAUGCCGAAAAUGCUGGAAGCAAGGAUUGGGCGGUGUGAUUAUCGAAAACGAUGCAUAGUGUACCAUGACCAAACGCUUUAACACUGUACGUUUUUCUUUGCCCAGGAGACAAUUCAGUCUAGCUCACCAAGCUCAUCCGUCAAACAUGGUAAGUUCGUAAAUUGGACUCUGCUUUCUAUUGAGUAAUUCCUUUAUUAAGUUACAUUUUCCUGUACGCUUGCUCUUGACUAUCACUCGGUACAUGCUGACAGAAUGAUUUCGGUCUUACAAACAUGUCUCUCCUUAUGAAUACGUUCAUAACAAGAAAGCCGCCCCUUUGAAUUCUUACCCUGCCUUCCUCUUUAAUCCUGACGGUUUUUGUAAAGGGAAUGCUUUACUCUGUUGACUGUCGUCUAUCUGCAUACAAACGACAGUCUAUUUGCAUAUGGGUGAAACCUCCAAUAUGAACCUCCCGUAAGCGACCACCCAAAAUGCAAAGACUGAGUGGUCGCUUACGGGAGGUGGUCGUUUACAAGGAUGGAACCACAGGGGGUCUCUUUCGAGAAGAGGUCCAGGCACAUCUUUAUGGAAGAUAAUUUAUUGCAUGCAACGUCUAAGUUAGCACAUGUAUAGUUCCAUGUUGUUCUAAGUAACAUAGUGCACACAGCGAAAAUAGAGGUCAGGGAACGUGUCAAGUGGUCGCUUACAAGAGGUUAAAAACAAUGGGAAAAUCGAUCUUAUGGAAGAUAAUUUAUUGCAUGCAACGUCUAACUUAGCACAUGUAUAGUUCCAUGUUGUUCUAAGUAACAUAGUGCACACAGCGAAAAUAGAGGUCAGGGAACGUGUCAAGUGGUCGCUUACAAGAGGUUAAAAACAAUGGGAAAAUCGAUCGUUAACCGUCAGGCCAAAAAAGUGGUCGCGGUCGCUUACAGGAGGUGGUCGUUUACUAGAGGCUCCAAAUGUAACGCUUUGAUACCCUGCGAACAGAGUCUCCUUCGAGACCGACUUAUCUAGGAAAGAUCGAAGCGACUCUGCUAGCAGGGUAACGCUUUGACUUAGAAGACUUUGGUGUUUUGGAUUGGCGGUCGCUUAUUGGAGGUGGUCGCUUACGAAAGGUGGUCGCACAUGGAAGUUCGACUGUACGUCUCCUUCCGUGCUGGGCGUUGGCUAUGCGUAGAGAACACCCUUAUAUAACCGCCCAUUUCCUUAGCUCCCGCCCCAUAAAGAAAAGCAAAGCCGAUCCUAACUUUUUUAAUUGCACUUCAACUGUGUGUAAAAACCUGUUAAGGACCGUACCGAUAUUUUUCAAUCGCCUUAAAAGUGGUUUUAUCCUUGUCCGAUCGCUAUAAAAUUUUUACCAAAGACAAAAUGUAGUUUUAAGUAAAUAUAUUUCGAACUGUAUCGGAACACUUAAAGGCUUUAACGAGUUUUAUAAUUUAUAGAAACCCGAAGUAUAUCCUAUGAUGGUGACCUCAAUUGAAGUUUAUCGGAUUCAAAGUUUCGAUUUGAUUCAAAUUCUUAUGGAUUCAUUUUAGUUCAUUGGACUUUGUCGUGAUUUGGGUCAAGAUUUUACCGCCAAGUACGUGUCUAAAGUACUUCUAAUUAAUGGUUUUCAUUUUAGGUACUUAUGGAAACAGACAAGUUCUGAGCGUUGAUACCAACGGACCAUUUACACACGUCUUCGACUUCUAACGAAAUCGUGCUCUAUUUAUUUCGGAGACAUUUUGAG